GUCUGGAGGUCUGAACCUCUGCAGAGGAGAGCUGGGUCUCAGGCUGCUCUCAUCCCUGAUUCCCUCUUUCUCGUCUUUGUCUUGCCUGCUAUUUGGAGAGUUUUUGGUUGAUAGCUACGAGAGAGGGGGGUUUGGAGGACACCCCAAACCAUGAAUCACUCUCUGUUUGGUUGUCUAAGUAGCCCCCAUGCCCCAUCCCAAGGUCUACACCCAGCCAUCAGCCAGUCAUCGCUGACCCUGCACGGCCGUAGUGACCACAUCUCUUACCUGGAUCUACCCAGCUCCUCGCCUCCCUGUGGCUACUCUGGAGGAGAAGAUGGAGGGGCAUUUGGAGGCCACCUGCCUCAUUCUCAGCACCCACCCAGCUGGGCAGUCCCACCACAGAUGCUCUCCCAAAACAUCCGGAACAAUGUUUGCCUGCCGCUCCUGGAGGCCGCAACCUCAGAACUGAGCUCGGAGGGCCAGAACCUCUGUGGCACCAAUCCCGCUUUGGGCAGCGGUGACCCGUCGGGGUCGUCGUGUGUUUCUGGGGAGUACAUCCGGCAGAGUCUGUCCUCAGAGGACCAGCUCAGAAGAAGCAGUAAGAACAAGAAUGAUAACCCUGAGUCCCAAGACAGGAGUUAUAAGUCAGACAUGAACGGCAAGCCCAGGAAGGAGCGCACAGCCUUCACAAAAGAACAGAUCCGGGAACUGGAGUCCGAGUUUGCUCACCACAACUAUUUGACCAGACUGAGACGCUACGAAAUAGCUGUCAACCUCGACCUCACGGAACGACAAGUGAAGGUGUGGUUCCAGAACCGGAGGAUGAAGUGGAAGCGUGUGAAGGGAGGCCAGCAGGGGGCAGCAGCACGGGAGAAAGAACUGGCGAAUGUGAAAAAGGGGAGGUUGCUGCCGUCUGAGUUGUCCAGUGUAGUUGAACUUCAGUGCUUGACCAGUUCACCGAGGCUCGUGACCGAAGAGGACAGUCACGACAGCGACCAGAGCUCGGAGCACCUUCCCCUAUGACCUCCCUCACCCCGGCCUUUUCUUUUCUUUUUUUAUAAGGAAACAACUGUUGGACGAGGCAGAAGCAAAGGAAGCAUUGGUGACAUAUGGAUAUACAUCUUGUUGUGAGCACACGCUCGUGACAGGACAAUAAAACAAGACUCGGAACAUUCCAAAGAUGACUUGGCUUUGAUGGAAGGGCUUUGGUUUUGCACUGUCAAUGAUUUGUUUUUCAGUCCACUCCUACUGUAAUUCCUCUUUGAACAGUCAGUAUUAAAACAUUUUCUAUUGUAUGAAUGUAUCAAUAAUUUAUCAAAAUCAAAGAGUUCCCCCAAGACUGUAACCACUUAAACCCAUACUUUUUGCAUUGUAACAUACUGUAAACAUGUGUUUGUUUUCUUUGUUUUUCAUCGUGCUCCCUUUGGAAAGUUUACAUGCUUUUAACUUGGAAAAGCCCUGGAUUUGUUAAAAAAAAAUAAAGUAAACCAGACAAAUCAAAAUAA
Molecule: messenger RNA, 1487 nt
Organism: Solea solea (common sole)
Lineage: Eukaryota; Metazoa; Chordata; Actinopteri; Pleuronectiformes; Soleidae
Gene: meox2b
Product: mesenchyme homeobox 2b
Exons: 3
Coding region: 151-1005 (284 amino acids)
Biological process (GO): positive regulation of transcription by RNA polymerase II
Cellular component (GO): nucleus
Molecular function (GO): DNA-binding transcription factor activity, RNA polymerase II-specific; RNA polymerase II cis-regulatory region sequence-specific DNA binding
Source: RefSeq, a predicted model, not a curated record